AUGCCUCCCACGCGCGCAGCUUCUUCAGCCGAUGCCCAUACAACACCACAAGAUGCGCCAAUGACAACACCGCUCUACGAAUACCCUCCCGAUGGCCAUUUUUACCAAACAUACCCAACCUUCUUCGGCUUCAGCGGCGCUGUGGACCAGUCUCUUCUGGCGUUCUCGCCUUUGUGCCAGACCGACAACAGCGGUCAAUAUGUCUGGGAUCGGUCUCUGGUCGAUGUUGGGGGUCAUUUUCCCCGUGACGCGCCAGCAAUGAUCGGCAGCGAGGGAAACGGAGUACAGGCCCUGGCCUUGUGGGAUCAGAACAAGCGGACAAAUCCACCUAUGAUGAGCGGUGACGCUAUGGCAAUGGCAAGUCCCAUGGCCCAGUAUGUUACAGUGGAAUCAAUGCCGGGAAUCAGUGGUUUCGAACCAUUGCAAUGGCAUCCUCGGCCCAUGGGACAAGUACCAUUGUCGCCCAGUCAGAGCCAGAGCAGCCACUACACGUCGUCACCUUGCAGCGGUCCUAGGCCAAAUUCUUCAAGGAACAAUAGCUACUCAUCCCCACCGACAUUGAGAGCCAAUUCGGUCGCGAUGGCCCAGCUCGACGCGCAAUUCGAAUCCGUGCAAGAACACGCAGCGAGCCCAGGUGACAACCCGCGGGCAAGCACGAAAUUCUCGAGACAGGAAUCUUCGAGUAAAAGCAAGAAAUCUUCGUCUGCGAGACAACAAAAGCUGGAGUCACGGAAAAUGACCAGGAUGGACUCAACGGCAACGGCAGGCUACAACGGGGGCGCCUUGGCAUCCCCAGCUGUCACACCAUCACCAGAGAACAGCAUUAUUGUCAUCCCGGACAGCCCGGCCCCCGAGAGCCAGAUUCUAACUAGCAACGAGGCAGACGCACGCGCGGAGAGGGCUCCGGCGCAGCGGCCACAAAGUGCCGCGUAA
Messenger RNA from Diaporthe amygdali, 933 nucleotides. RefSeq lists its product as uncharacterized. The transcript has a single exon. Bases 1 to 933 code for a protein of 310 amino acids. NCBI's taxonomy places the organism in Eukaryota, Fungi, Ascomycota, Sordariomycetes, Diaporthales, Diaporthaceae. The record is from RefSeq and is a predicted model, not a curated record.